AUGGCGGAAGCGCUUAGUGGAGGAGGGGGGAACACUUAGUGGGACGGACAGGUUGAGUGUGUUCUCGCUGCUUUGGAAAUAAUGUGGCGGAGAAGUGUUGUCCUUCCAGGGAGCUUCUGUGCCGGUAUUCACCUGAGGGCCCCGGGACGGGAUGUCGUGGUGCCGGACAGGAGGACACAGAGGUUUCUAGGCACCACCCCUUUCUUCUGCAACAAAGAAGAUGAACCAGUUAGUGGCAUUGAUAAAAAUACUUCAUUAAGCCCAAAGGAAACAAAGAAAGUAAUUACAAAGAAGAAUUUGCUGAAAAUAAUUAGUUCAAUGAAGGUAGAAAUAAAUACAGCAAAAAGAUUUCAGAUGAUGAAAGUCCAAAAAAAUCAGAAUCAAACAAAAGACUUGCAAGAGAGUAAGGAGGGUAGAAAUAUGGAGAGUACAAGUAGCAUGUUCCAAAAAGCUACCGAAGACCAAGCUAAGAGUAAUGUAGGGAUUAAGCCAGAGUUGGUGGAAGCUGCCUCUGCCGUUGCCUCCUCACUCCCUUUCAAAAAAGAAACUACAGUUUCAGAAUUGCUUCAGAUACUGAAAAAACACAAUGACCUGGUUAGUGGACGUCGGAACGUAAGUGCCCCAGACAUAAGUAAAAUCGUUUCCAGCAUGAAGGUUCAGAAAGAGAAGUCACCACAAGUUACCUCUAGGUUAUCCAGUCUGAUGUUGUCUGACAGUGAUGGACAAAAGUAUAGGACAAAAAAAGCACGGAAAAGAGAACUAUAUUCAGGAAGAGGACUUGAUAUUUUCACUCCUACUGCUGAAGCAAAGGGAGCACUUCAGACAGAGGGAGCCCUUCAACCAGUGACACCUCCAACACUAUGGGAUCUGGAACUUGCUGAAGAAAUUGCAGCAGUCUAUCAGCAAGCACCUGAUAAUGCUUUUGAGGAGAUGAUCCAGUGGACAAAAGAAGGGAAACUUUGGGAAUUUCCAAUUAACAACGAAGCUGGAUUCGUGGAUGAUGCUGAAUUUCACGAGCAUAUAUUUCUGGAAAAAUACUUGGACGAAUUUCCUAAGGAAGGCCCAAUUCGUCAUUUCAUGGAGCUUGUGACUUGUGGACUUUCCAAAAAUCCAUACUUGAGUGUUAAAGAAAAGGUGGAACACAUUCAUUGGUUUCGGGAUUACUUUAAGGAAAAAGAAGAGCUGCUUAAGGAAAUUGAAGCACAUGAGAAGGAAGCCUUGGCUAAAAGCAAGACUCUGUCAAAGUGAAAAUAAAACAUCAACAAUAACACUAAUUUUAUGUAAAUGCCACUGGAUUGUUAUAUAUCCAAUCUGGAAAACAGAUGACUAUAUAAAAAGUAUUUUUAAAACUG
Molecule: messenger RNA, 1352 nt
Organism: Pogona vitticeps (central bearded dragon)
Lineage: Eukaryota; Metazoa; Chordata; Lepidosauria; Squamata; Agamidae
Gene: MRPS31
Product: mitochondrial ribosomal protein S31
Cellular component (GO): mitochondrial small ribosomal subunit
Molecular function (GO): structural constituent of ribosome
Source: RefSeq, a predicted model, not a curated record